Messenger RNA from Labrus mixtus (cuckoo wrasse), 863 nucleotides. RefSeq names its product bucky ball-like. The transcript has 2 exons. The coding region runs from base 4 to 687 and encodes 227 amino acids. Lineage: Eukaryota; Metazoa; Chordata; Actinopteri; Labriformes; Labridae. The record is from RefSeq and is a predicted model, not a curated record.
AAGAUGGCAACUACAGCAGCUGUUAACAGACCUCCACCUGCUCAUCCAGGACCACACGCUGGAAACCUCCACUCACAGCCCACCAGCGGGGUACCAAACUCUGGAUUUCAUGAUCCAGGACUACAGGGUAUCAGCCAGGACCCCAGACUCCAACACCCCCACGUCUCGUCCCGGCCCGUCUUCUACGUCCCUGUUCAACCUCCGCCACCUUUCCUCCACUACCAGUGGCCCAUGCCCUUCUCCUAUAACCCCUUUAGUGGCUUCCCAGGCAUGGGCUAUGGCAUGGUCAUGCCCCCGUUCCCCCCUCCUCCCCCCUACAUGGAGGCUCCAUCCUAUGUUUUGCCCCACCCUCACAUCCAACCAGUGGACUACAGACACCUGCUCCACCCGUCAGUCCAUGCUCCUGCUGCACCCUACCAGCACCUAUACCAGCCUGGCAGAGUGCGCCCUCCUCAUCCUGUCCCUGUGAGACAAACGGUGAACGCAGAGGUCCAAACAGAACCCACAGGGAGAGGCGGGGCUUCUUCUGGAGAGGUGAGCCCACUCAUCAGCUCCGAUUCUGGGCAUGGAACCACCUCACACUCCCCGUCCUCCUCCAGCUCCAGCUCCCACAAACGAGGCUCUGCAGAGCCCCAAACCUUCACCACAGACUUUAACAAGAGCUGUGAGAGUUCUGCAGUCACAUAGAGAUUUAACCUCGUUCAUCCUGCAGGAACAAAGACGCUCCAAUCACGUCACAGAGACGCACGACAACCACCGAAGAGCCCAAUGAGAAGUGUUGAGGAGAACCUUCCCCCCUGCAGGGACGCUCACCACAACAUGUGGUCAGUGGGCUCUUCUGGUGGCGUGGUUCGCUGUGUGCA